CCUUCCCCGGCGGCCGUUGGCGGCGGCGGGCGGACCAUGGUGGCGGGCGGCGCCGUGCGGCUGCUGCCGCUCCCGCGCCCCCUCCUCGGGUGGGCCGCCGGGGCGAGGGGGGCGCUGCCCGGCUGGGCGGCCGCGGGGCGCGGCGGGCUGCGUGCCGGGCGCUGGGUCGCGGUGGCCUUGGCGGUGCCCGCCGGGACCGGCUGGAAAGAGAGGCCGGGGCAGCGGGGGCCGGUGUGGGCGGGGGAGCGCGGCCCAGAGCGGCCGCCCCGCGGGCUGCUGCGGCGCGGGGGGCUGGCGCUGCGGCUGGCGCUGCGGGCCUGCGGGUUGCUGCUGCGCUUCGGCCCGCUGCUGCUGCUUUACCCGUUGAGCCGCCUGUGGCCUGGCCUGGGUGCCCUGUGGCUGCGGCUGCUGCGGAGGGCAGCCGAGGCGGCUGGCCCAACCUGUAUCAAGCUGGGCCAGUGGGCCAGCACCCGGAGGGACCUCUUCUCUGAGGCCUUCUGCGAUGAGUUCUCUAAGCUGCACGUGGAGGUGAGCCCACACCCGUGGGGCCACACCGCCGAGCUCCUCAGGAAGGCCUUUGGUGAGGACUGGACGGGAGUCCUCAAGUUCCGAAGCCGGGAGCCGGUUGGCUCGGGCUGUGUCGCGCAGGUGUAUAAAGCCUAUGCCGACCUCACGGCUGUCGCCGGCUGCCAGGCCGAGGAGCUGGUGCGACGCUCGGAGUUAAGGUCUGCUUUUGAAGCGUGGGAAGUGUCAGGCUUUAGAGGUCUCCUCAGGUGGCUGAGAAGGAGGAAGAGCCGGGAGAUGUGGGGUGAGAGGAAUGGGGCGGAGCUGAGCCCAGCAGACUGCUCCCAGGGAAGGCCUGCGAGCCGGGUGUCCUUCAUGGAGCAGAUGGCCAAACCACUCCUGAAUGCAAAUCCUUCAUCAGCCAGGCAUCUCGUGCCUGUAGCUAUUAAAGUUCUGCACCCUGGGCUGGUCCACCAAGUCCAGAUGGAUCUGUUUAUAAUGAAGAUGGGUAGCCACAUCAUUGAACUUCUCCCUGGAUUCAAGUGGCUCAGUUUGACAGAGAUUGUCAAGGAAUUUGAGAAGCUUAUGAUUCAGCAGAUUGACUUGCGCUAUGAAGCCAGAAAUUUGGAGCGCUUCCGACAAAAUUUCCUAGAUGUUGAUUUUGUGAAGUUUCCAACUCCCCUUUGGCCUUUAGUAACGACAGAUGUUCUAGUGGAAACAUUUGAGGAGAGUGAGCCUAUUUCGCACUACCUGCAUGCGGACAUUGCCACAGAGCUGAGGCAGAGAAUUGCAAAGAUGGGCAUGGACAUGCUGCUAAAGAUGGUUUUUGUUGACAAUUUUGUCCAUGCUGACCUGCACCCUGGGAACAUCCUGGUUCAAGGCAUGGCCCACGUCAGCACUAGCUGCAAGGAGCAGACGGCCAUCGUGGACCUGUGUGACACUCUUGUGGUGGAAGUGAAGCCACCCCUGAGGCGGCUCUGCCUGGUGCUGCUGGAUGCAGGGAUCGUGGCGGAGCUGCAGAGCGCUGACAUGCAGAACUUCCGAGCAGUUUUCACGGCUGUGGUCCAGGGCCAGGGGGAGAGAGUGGCAGAACUGAUCCUUCAUCACGCCCGUGCUAACCAGUGCCAGGAUAUUGAGCGAUUUAAAGCUGAGAUGGCGGAACUAGUGACCAAGGCCCGGGGGAACACCAUUGCCCUAGGAAAGCUUCAGGUGGCAAAUCUCCUCUCGAAUGUCUUCAAACUAUUGAUGACCCAUAAGGUGAAGCUCGAGAGCAAUUUUGCUUCCAUCAUCUUUGCCAUCAUGGUUCUGGAAGGACUUGGUCGUUCACUGGACCCUGAACUGGACAUCCUAGAGGCAGCUAAGCCACUGCUCAUCAAAACUGCAGCUUCUGUCCUUGAAUAGACUCUUGUGACUGCUGCCCUCUCACUGUGCAGGGUUACCUGUGCUGUCUGUGAGCUGACAGAGAAAGAAGCUGAAGGUGAGAAGUCACACGUAUUUUGGGGACACACCAUGCAGUGGUUACUCUCCAUUAAUGUUGCCUUCAGUUGUUUCAGCCACGCACCAGGCAUGGGAUGAUGAGAAGGUCUAUUCCAGAAACUAGGAAGGCUUUGCACAAUUUGAGAGUUCUGACUCAUUACACAGUUUUAAGAACUAAUGUAUUCUGGUACUUUUUAAACUGACAUAUCAUGUAGUUUAGGUGCACAAGAUCACUGCAGACUGAUGAGAAAAGCUGUCUUACUUGUCUAAAAGUCUUUAAAAAGGUGUUCAUUGAUCAAAUCUGUUUUGAAAUAUAUCAGGUUAAAUAUUUAUAAUUUACUGACUUAGCUGUCAUAGUGGUGUGAGAAAUGAUGUUCUAACGCCACCUAAGCAACUAAUUCAGUCUGAAAAAAGCCAGAAAAUCUUUUUGUCUUUUGUACUUUUAACUUCUACUUUUAUUGUAGAAUUAUCCUGAGAUCUUGCAUGGAGUGGUCUGUUCUUAGUCAUUUUGGAUGAUAAAAACAGACCAGUCAAUUUGAUUUUUUUCAAGCUUCCAUACUCCAGCACAAUACUAUAGGAGUUUGGAUUAUAAACAGCAAAAGAAAAUAUUUGCCUAGACAGAAAACCUAAUUCUAUAAUAAAACCCAACUUUUGGAAAUAUUUGUACUGGUCUUUUUUUUUUUUUUUUUUCCCUGAAGCUUAAAAAAAAGUAGGGUUUUUUUUGUGUGCGUACUUCCUUCCUACUACCCUCCUUCCUGCUCCCCUAGUCUCACUCUAGUUAACUCAAAACCUUAACUAAUAUGCAAAUUCUUGAGUUUUGUUACCAAUAGUUUGCAAAACAAGGAGUCUAAGCAUUUUCCUAAUGGUUAGAAAACACAUUGUAAAUGUUUAAAAUUAAAUAAAGCCAGCAAAAGAGCUAGAUCAUACAUGGCUUUUACAGUCAGUUAUUUUAAUAGUAGUAUGAAAAUUAUUUUAUGGCUGUGUUUUAAUAGUGAGAAACACAGUCUAUAAAUGAUUGGAAAUACUGUAACACUAAAUAUGUUUCCAGAUAUACUGUAUGUGAAAUUGCAGCAGCACAGGGUGUCUGCAGUGGUCUGUUUUCAGAUGGUUAAGCAAUGAAGAGAAAGUAUAUCAGCAGACAAGCUGCUGUUUUAUGGUGAUUAUAAAAUAAUGAUUAAUGACAUACAAUUAAAGUCUGAAAAAUAAGUUUAGAUUCUGCUCAAUCUAUUUCAUGUACUUCCCAUUAAUCAUUUCAUAUUCCAUUUCCAAAUGUUUAAGGACACAAACAGCAGUAGAGUUUAAUAUCUUUUAAGUUUUAGGCUUGUUUCUCUAAGUCCAGUUAGAUUUAAAGUCAUAACUAGGUACACUGUUGUCCUAACUAGCACAUGAUUUUGCAUAAAAGAGAACUCAAAAAAGAAGAAAAGCAAGCUCUACAUUGAAGAAAUUCUCCAUGUGCUGCCAGGACCCACUUUCCCGCAGUCAUGUGCGUGCCCCCUCCCAUUUCCAUCCAGCUUGGGGGGUAGAGGUGGCAGGCGCACCACGCUGCAGCGUGUGCAGCCUGGGCUUACUCUAUUAGUCACACAGGACUUGGGCAGUCACCCAUGUUCUUGCUGAGCAAAUUUCAGCCAACUUUUCCAGAUGCUAAACAGCAUUUAAACCAAAUGACAAAAUGCCAUUUUUAAAAUGCAAAAUUGUGCCUCGCAGGUAAUUUCCAUAUAUGCAGUAAGUUAGAAUUUUUUUCAGACCUUAACUUAAACAAAAUGUCAAAGCCUUUACUUGUAUUUAGGUUCAUCUUUCCUUUUCCUUUUUUUUUCCUUUUUUUCUUUUCUUUUUUUUUUU
Messenger RNA from Falco peregrinus (peregrine falcon), 3819 nucleotides. RefSeq names its product aarF domain containing kinase 2 (gene ADCK2). NCBI's taxonomy places the organism in Eukaryota, Metazoa, Chordata, Aves, Falconiformes, Falconidae. The record is from RefSeq and is a predicted model, not a curated record. The transcript is spliced from 8 exons. Gene Ontology annotation, cellular component: mitochondrion. Gene Ontology annotation, biological process: protein phosphorylation. Bases 37 to 1905 code for a protein of 622 amino acids. Gene Ontology annotation, molecular function: ATP binding; protein kinase activity.